UAGUUGGUAAUUAAACCAAAUUUUGAAAUUCCAUUUGUUAAAUUUUUAUAUCUUUUGUUUUUAGGGAAAAAAUGACGUUCUUCACACGUAAAGGUUUUCCAGUGCCCGAGUUACCAGAUCGUGCCGAUUACGUGCUGACCGAUGGCGAUCUCAUCGAAGAGGAAGAUGAGGACGAAGAGGAAGACGAUGAAGAGGACAAGGCACGCGAAACAGCGAUCGCAAUCAAUACAGCGCUCGUAGCUAGCAACAAUAGAAAUAAGAAUCUCAAUGAGAAUCAUGCAGGUGGAGCGAUCAGUCGAAGAGAACUGAAUGCAGCGAAAACCACAGCAGCUGCAGCUGCAGCCGCGGCUGCCAACGCCAGCGCCAGCGCCGCAUCGACAGCAACAGCAACAGCCACAAAUAUAUCAUUAGCGCCAAGCACAAGCGCUGCCGUAGCAGCUAAAGCGCCAGCGCCGAACAACAGCAGUCCCAGCAGUGACGAUCAAAAAGAUCAACGUUUUGAAUAUGUGGUCGAUCGGAAUUAUGGCGUUGAAGUGUGAAGCUUUUAUAACAUAAACUGUUUUUUUUUCUAAAUAAAUACAUAGCUGUAAAUAUAAAUAUUUAUAUAAUUUUAAUAGCCGCCAACGGGAUAGCGGAAAACUCAAGAAACAAAACAAUUGUGCCUUACUCGUAGUUUUAUAGGAAAAAAAUGUGUAGAUGAAAUGACGACAAGUGAAAAUUAUAUUCACUGAAUAUUUUUAUAAAUCAAUUAAGAAAUAUUUAGUAAUGAAGUAGUGUUGGUGUACAAAAUUUUAUUAUUUGUCUUAAUGCAAAACAUAGAUAUUACUCAAUAAUGAAAGAAGACGAAAUUUGGCAUUAAUAUUGGCGAAGUACGAAGUGCGCGCUUCUGGAUUUGUGCAUCUUUAAUUUUUU
This is a messenger RNA of Rhagoletis zephyria (snowberry fruit fly), 912 nucleotides long. Its product is annotated as protein kibra-like. The record is from RefSeq and is a predicted model, not a curated record. NCBI's taxonomy places the organism in Eukaryota, Metazoa, Arthropoda, Insecta, Diptera, Tephritidae.